Messenger RNA from Durusdinium trenchii, 495 nucleotides. The record is from the annotation of a GenBank genome assembly. NCBI's taxonomy places the organism in Eukaryota, Dinophyceae, Suessiales, Symbiodiniaceae.
AUGGAAGCUUUUGCUCCACUUCCUGCUCCUUCUCGCCUCUUCGGGACCUGCAGCCACUCCAAACCUGAUGGAGAGGUGCCAAGUCAUACUCAAUCUUCACAAGGGACACUCCGCUCUUGUCGCCCUGACCAAGGAGUCAUUGCCAACGCCAGCCUUGCUUCAGCAGGCAACUAUGAACUUCGACUUGAUGAACUUGACGGAAUCCAACCACCUGCCCAGGAGCGUGCUGAAGCACAGGGCCUUUUGCCCAUCGGUGGAGCUACAGGAACCUUUUGUGUGCCUGGCGACGCAGUUGGUCGAGAUUGGCCAGUUCCUGCCACAUUGACGUGGAUUCCUUGGGCCGUUGAGGCAAAUGAACGGCCAGAAAGUGUUUGGCCGCCGACUGCAGGAACAAAUCCGGCCAAGAAAAAGCUUCACUUAAAGAGGCAAAGCCAGCCGGGCGCAGUGCUACUAUGCAACGAUGACUUGCAAUCAGGCAUUGGAACACUGCAAUAA